This is a messenger RNA of Daucus carota subsp. sativus, 2206 nucleotides long. RefSeq lists its product as uncharacterized. Gene Ontology annotation, molecular function: nucleic acid binding. The transcript is spliced from 6 exons. The record is from RefSeq and is a predicted model, not a curated record. NCBI's taxonomy places the organism in Eukaryota, Viridiplantae, Streptophyta, Magnoliopsida, Apiales, Apiaceae. Bases 117 to 2027 code for a protein of 636 amino acids.
CUUACCAGCCUAAAACAAAGAAUGUGGAAGAAUUCCACUUGAAGGUCUGCUUGACACUAGUUUGCUAAUUGCAGGAGGGUUCAAUUCUAGAUGUUGGUGAAGUUAGAGAUAAAAACAUGGAUGUCUCUGAUCCUAAAGUGUUGGUUGAUUCAGGGAAGACACAGAUAUAUAACUAUAUUGACGGAGCAUCACUCACAGAACCACAAAGCUUGAAACACACUUAUAAGCAAAGAGCAGGGCUAGGGUCAGACAAUACCUCACAUAGAGGUCUGGGUUUUUCAGAAGAAUUAGGGAGGAUUCCAAGUGUCCCUAACUCAUCUCAAAAUUGUGUACCAGAAGAAGAAUCUUCUCUGAGUUCACUAUCCUUUGAGGAAGUGGAAACUGAUUUUACUUAUGGCGAUGAACUAAGUGAGGGUGAUGACUUGCUGGCUAGGAUACCAUCAACGGAGAAAAAUUCUGGCUUUCUGUCACUUGGAGGGUUGAAGUUAUACACCGAAGAUAUCUCAUGCAGCGAAAGUGUGGAAGAUGAUGACAAGGUUUCUGAUGGGGAAAGCAUGGAGUCCUUUGAAUCAGUGGAGUCCUCCGGAUCAUCUGAAAAUGAUGGCAUGUCAGAUGCUGAUUCAAGUAUUGAUGAAGAGGUUGCAGAAGAUUACUUUGUGAGUAUUCAGGGGAGUAAAAGAUUUGUUAAUUCUGAUCUUUUGGUAGGAAAAUUUUGCCAUGUCAUUGAUGAUGGUAUCUCUGGCAGCAAUGAUAGUGAUGCUUUGCAGAAGUUUGGUGGGAAUCAUUUUCAAGAUGCAUCAAAGGAGUGUAGCUUGAAGAAGCCUCAAUUAGGGAGGAAAUGUAGUGCAAAACCGGGUAUCUCUUGCACCAAUGCUUGGUUUUCUUCUUUGGAUGACCUUAUGGCUAUGAAGGAUUACAAAACUGUUUCUAAGAAAAAGAAGCAUGGUUCUAGGUUUCCUCUAUCUAGGCCUUCUGAAGCUGGGAAGAGCAAAAAUUUUAGGAGAUCUCCAGGUAAGGAGAAGAAACUUCAUAAAGAAACUAUUGCUCAUAAGCGUCGGGAGAGAAUGAUUCGCCACGGUGUUGAUCUUGAGCAAAUAAAUAAGAAAAUCCGCCAGAUGGUUUUGAAUGGAGAUGAUAUAUUAUCGUUUCACCCUAUGCACUCCCGAGAUUGUUCCCAGGUCCGCAGAUUGGCAGCACUAUAUUGCUUGCAGAGUGGAUAUCAAGGUUCAGGCAAGAAAAGAUUUGUUACAGUUAUCCGAACAGAAAGCACAUGCAUGCCAUCUGCAAGUGGCAGAGUCCACCUUAAGAAGUUAUUCAGAGCUAGUGAAGAGGAUGCAUCAAUCAAGGGUGAUAGAAAACUAGCUAAAAGGGGAUCAAAAGGACUUGAACGCGGGUAUGCUCCUUAUAAGUCAUUCAAGAAACCAGUUGAUGACAGUGGUACUAAAGAAGUGGAAGGAAAGAAAAAGAGUAAAGAUAAGCAUUCUUAUGCUGCUCAGCCUGUGUCUUUUAUCUCAAGUGGCAUUAUGCAUCCUGAAUCAGAGAUAAGAACUCUCAACGCGACAGAGACAGCUAGCACUCAUCAUGACAAGAACAAUGUCACUCACUCCUCAAGCCAUGGCGCCUUUGAGUUGCACACCACAGGCUUCGGAUCAAAGAUGAUGGCGAAGAUGGGAUAUAUGGAGGGCGAAGGUCUUGGAAAAGAUUCUCAAGGCAGAGCAGAAGUCAUCGAAGUGGUUCAGCGACCAAAAUCACUUGGAUUGGAAGCUAAUGUUCACGAGACUAGUAUCACGAGCUCAGUCAGCUCAGCUGCAAAGGCCCCUAAAAGAGUUAACAAAACACCCCACAAGGAGUCGCAACAGUUUGCAGCUUUUGAGAAGCACACGAAGGGAUUUGGUUCCAAAUUGAUGGCCAAAAUGGGAUUUGUGGAGGGCACAGGCUUGGGAAGAGAUUGUCAAGGCAUAGUGAAUCCUUUAGUUGCAUCUCGACUACCCAAAUCCCGAGGAUUGGGUGCAACAGGAUACAAUUGAAUAGGACGGAGGUAGUAUUGCUUAGACAGGAAAUGCAUAACCUCGGUGCAUGUAUUUUAAAAUCUGUACAACGUUAAUUAUAAGUGUUCUUGGUGGAUCUACUCUGGGAAGUGUAAACUGAGAGUGUCACUGUCAUCUCUCGGCUGUAUAGAUGUAAAGUUGCACCAAAUUUUCUUUAU